AAAUUGCAGGAGGAAGAUUUCCCGUGCAGCAUGGAGGAGCUGGAGCUCGUCUUCGAUGGGCUGGAUGCUGCCGGCACCGGGCGGUUAAGCACCGAGGAGUUCACUGCUGGGCUCUGGCAGUUCCUGAGCUCCCAAAAAGCUGCCAGGGACCACCGCAGGCGGAAAACGGCAUCCCGGAGGGUCCGCUUGGUCCUCCCCAGCCCAGCGUUGGAGGGGACAGACAGCGAGGAGCGGAGACGCUUUGCUGCCUUCAUGGGCCAGCUGGGCACGGACAACGUCUCUGAAGAACAGGAGAUCUGGCAGCUUUGGGUGAAGCUCCGGCAGGACGAACCCCAGCUCCUGGGCAACCUGGAGGACUUUCUGGCCAAGAUGAGGCACCGCAUCCAAGAAGCCAGGAGCAAGAAGGAGGCUUUGGAGGUGACCCUGAACAAGCAUGUGGCUGAGCACGACAAGGAGGUGCAGCACAUGGCCCGGAGCCACCAGCACGGCGUGGAGCUGCAGCAAGCACUGGAUGCCAGCGAGAGGGAGGUGCAGCGCUUGGUCACAGUGCAGCUGGAGCUGGAGACGCAGUGCCGCAGCCUCCGCAGCACGCAGCAAGCCGCCAGCACUGAAAACCGGCAGCUGGAGGAGAGCAACCGGGUGCUGGAGGACCGCCUGCAGCACCUCCACCAGCAGCUCCAGCAGACCCACAGGCGCCUGCGGAGUGCAAGGGCCGCGGUGGCUUGGGAGCACGCGGAGGAGCCUGGGGACAGAGCGGUGGCAGAGCUGCCUGGCGAGAUGCCCCUGUCCCCACAGACGAGUCCGGAGAAGAGCGAGAAGUACCGCUCCGAGAUGCGAUUCAGGCUGGGGUCCCAGAGCAGCGAGCCCAAAGCCAAGGGCACCCACCAAAGGCCAGGAGCGGAGGUGGAUGGAGAUGUACAGCACCCAAAGGAAGAGAGGGAGCUGGAACUGGUGCACGGAGAGGGCAUCAACGAGGAUGGGCUGUUCCCAGUUAAGGCUCAGGCCCUGGAACUGGUAGAGUCGGAGCACUCCCAGGCAGAGACACAGCUGUGUGGGGGUGCCAGCCCAGAAACCCCCCAGGGAGGGGAGGGUCAAGCAGCCGAUCAGCUCAUGGAGGAGGCUGAGGAUGGGGCACAAGGACAGGGCGAGCAUGAGCUGCCACACGAGCCUGUGCUCGAUCCGCAGGGAGCAGGAGCUGGGCAGGGAGAGGGGGCUGGUGCAGGCGUGCAGCCUCGGGAGGAGGCUGUAAUCCUGGACGUGCUGGAGGACCAGGGCACUGAUGCCAACGUGCAGCGGUUUGCAGAGGCAGUUGAGCUCAAAUUGACCCCAGGAGGGAGCAUGGAGGCAGAUCUGCAGCCCCUCAGCGAAGCUGGUUACCUGGGGACAGAACAGGGAGGGAGUGUGGCUCCAGAUGUGCAACCACUGGAUCUGGCCAAUAAACCGGAGUCAGUAGAAAUGGUGGAGGCAGAGGACCUUCAGGCGGACAUGCAGCUGUGUGGGGGUUCCAGCCUAGAAACCCUGCAGGGAAGGGGGGACCGUGCAGCCAUGCAGCUCGUGGAGGAGGCUGAGGAUGGGGGACAAGGGCAGGAUGAAUGUGGGCUGCCACACGAGCCUGUGCUUCACCCCCAUGGAGUGGCCACCGGGCAGGGAGAGGGGGCUCCUGAAGGUGUGCAGCCAUGGGAGGAGGUUGUAAUCCUGGAUAUGGUGAAGGACCAGAGCACUAAUGCAAAUGUGCAGCUGCUUGCAGAGGCAGUUGAGCUCAAAUUGACCCCAGGAGGGAGCAUGGAGGCAGAUCUGCAGCCCACCAGCGAGGCCAGCUCCCUGGGGACAGAGCAGGGAAGGAGUGUGGAUACAGAUGUGCAACCCCUGGAUCAGGUUGAUAAACCAGAAUUAGUGGAAAUGGUGGAAGCAGAGGACUCCUGGGCAGACACGCAGCUGCGUGGGGGUGCCAGCCCAGAAACCCCCCAGGGAGGGGGGGCCCGUGCAGCCGUACAUCUCGUGGAGGAGGCUGAGGAUGGGGCACAAGGACAGGGUGAGCAUGAGCUGCCACACGAGCUUGUGCUCGAUCCGCAGGGAGCAGGAGUCGGGCAGGGAGAGGGGGCUGGUGGAGGCGUGCAGCCUCGGGAGGAGGCUGUAACGCUGGACACGCUGGAGGACCAGGGCACUGAAGCCAACGUGCAGCCGCUUACAGAGGCGGAGAAGCUCAAAUCAACCUCGGGAGGGAGCACAGAGGCAGAUCUGGCACCCAUGGGUGCACCUGGGAUGCGGGAAGGGGAGCAGGGCCAGACUCCUGGGUCGGAGGCAGGUCUGUGUGCAGCUCACACUGCAGACCUGUGGGAGGGGGCUGCUGGCACACAUGUGUCCCCUCCGGCUGAGGCCACUUUACAUCCUGAGCGUGCCGCUGCCGCUGAGGAUCUUGGUCUGGAAGCAAUGCUGGGAGCACUCACUGGUCCAGAUGGGCAGAUCCUGGAGGAUACCCAGGCACUGGAAAUACUGCAGGGAGAGUGGGCUGAUAUAGAGAGGAAGCCUUUGGAUGGAGCUCAAGGUCUGGCAGUGGUGCAGGGAGAGAGGCUGGAGACAGGAACAAGGAUUUUAGUUGAAACUCAGUGUCUAGGGAUAAAGCAGGGCCACGAUGACAGUACGUCUGCACUGGCCCCGCUGGUCUCCGAGGUGGCAUUACAAAUCAGCACGCUAAAGCUGGAAACGGUGAUGCAGGAGGAUGUUCUCAUUCCAGAUGUGCGGCGGCUAGGUGCUUCGGGAAAGGCAGCCCAAAGUGAGCUUCAGGAGCAGGUCUCGGCACAGGCAGAUAAGGUGAGGCUUCACGCUGCUUCCCAGCAGCUGGAGGAGAAGCCACCGCACGUGAUGGAAACGGAGCAGGUAGCUGCUGGACCUGCCAAGCCUCCAAAACAAGAGGUGCCACCAGUGUCAACCCUUUACAGAAGGGUCCAACAGGAGGAAGAUGCUGGGAAUGAUCAGUUGGGGAUGGUCCUCAGAGACAGCUCCCUGGGGGAUGCAGCCAACAGCAGCAUGCAGCCUCAAAGGCAGCUCUUGGGAGAACAGAGCGAAGACCUCAAUGUUGGUCAACGAGUGAAGAAGCAAGAGGUUGGGCGGAAAACAAGCCAGGAAGGUGAGCCCAGCCCAGGAGAGCCAGGGGCCGUGACUGCAGAUGGGGCAGGAGCUGCCUCAAGGGGUUCUCCUGAAGCCACCCUGGACCCAGAUCACCUCUACAACGUGCUGUUCGUUGGGGACUCCCAUGUGGGCAAAACAUCAUUCCUGUACCGGUUGCACGCUGACUCCUUCAACCCACACCUCACUGCCACAGUAGGACUGGAUUAUCAGGUCAAAAACUUCGUCGUGGACAACAAGCGCUUUGCUCUCCGCCUGUGGGACUCAGCUGGUCAAGAAAGGUACCACAGCAUCACCAAGCAGUUCUUUCGGAAGGCAGACGGGGUCGUGCUGAUGUACGAUAUCACAUCGGAGUACUCGUUCUCGGACGUGCGGUACUGGCUGAGCUGCAUCCAGGAAGGAGCAGAAGACGGAGUCGCUAUUCUGCUUCUUGGGAACAAAACCGACUGCGCUGCAGAGAGACAGGUCCCUACGAAGGAGGGGGAACGCCUGGCCAAGGAGCAUCAGCUCAUGUUUUACGAAUGCAGCGCUGCCUCGGGCCACAACGUCUCUGAGGCCAUGGUCAGCUUAAUCAGGUUGCUCAAAGUUCAUGAAGACGAAUUGAAAAAUAAGGCAGAAGAAGUACCAAAGCCACCUCAGAAGAAAAAGGGCUGCUGCUAG
Fulmarus glacialis (Northern fulmar) is the source of this 3786-nucleotide messenger RNA. RefSeq names its product RAB44, member RAS oncogene family (gene RAB44). The transcript has 14 exons. The record is from RefSeq and is a predicted model, not a curated record. NCBI's taxonomy places the organism in Eukaryota, Metazoa, Chordata, Aves, Procellariiformes, Procellariidae. The annotation marks the transcript as partial. Gene Ontology annotation, molecular function: GTP binding; GTPase activity.